AUGUCUCUCGCAACUCUCGACGUUUCCCAACACCCCUACCUCCCCUCCGCCUCCGAGACGCUGUUCAAGGCCAAGGCAUCCAAGAAGCUGAGCUUCGAGCAAAUCGCCGAGCACAUCGGUCGCAACGAGGUUGCCGCGGCCGCCCUUUUCUACGGCCAGGCCAAGGCAUCCCCCGAAGACAUCGACAAGCUGUCCGCCCUCCUGGACAUUCCCCGCGAUCUUCUGGAAGAGCAGCUCAGCGGCUUCCCGGAUCGCGGCCGCUCGGUCGAGAUGCCGCCCAAGGAGCCGCUGAUCUACCGACUGUAUGAGAUUGUGCAGAACUACGGGUACGCGUACAAGGCCGUUCUGAAUGAGAAGUUCGGGGAUGGGAUCAUGAGCGCCAUCUCAUUCUCGACCAAGGUCGAGAAGGAGACGGACGAGGCCGGAAACAACUGGGCUGUUAUUACUUUGAGAGGAAAAUGGUUGCCUUUCUCGCGGUUCUAGGUAUGAUUAUGUGAUUUAGGGAGGCGGUAGUGAUUGAAAUGCAUGUAAAUAGUAUUUGAAAGAGAUGCGAUUGUAUCUGUUCCUGCGCAUGACUUUCAUUCCGAUGUGUAGUGGCAAUGCGCAAAACAAAGAAUUCACAGCCGGCGUCGAACAACACCUACCUUCACCCGCCAGAUUGGCCGUGUGUCACAGUGAGGUGAGAAUGGUCUCUACAACACGCGAUCCUCACGCAUCCACCUCAUUGACUGACUCACCUUGCAACUUCCUCAACCUUCUGUCCUGAUCUCUCCAAAUGCCUCAUUCCUUUCAUCUGUUAUUUUAGUUCCUACUCCUAUCUUACUAAACAGGGGCAUCG
Molecule: messenger RNA, 838 nt
Organism: Aspergillus uvarum CBS 121591
Lineage: Eukaryota; Fungi; Ascomycota; Eurotiomycetes; Eurotiales; Aspergillaceae
Gene: cyn1
Product: putative cyanate hydratase
Exons: 3
Coding region: 1-483 (160 amino acids)
Molecular function (GO): cyanate hydratase activity; DNA binding
Source: RefSeq, a predicted model, not a curated record